AUGGCCAAAGCAGACACCAAGACCAAAUCGUCGACCUCGACGCAGAAGCGCACCACCAAGUCCAAGAAGGACCCCGCUGCCCCCAAGCGCCCUCUCUCGGCAUACAUGUUCUUCUCCCAGGACCAACGUGAGCGCGUCAAGGCUGACAACCCCGAGGCCGGUUUCGGAGACGUCGGCCGUCUCCUCGGUGCCAGAUGGAAGGAGAUGUCCGAUGCCGAGAAAAAGCCCUACAACGACAUGGCCAACCGUGACAAAGCCCGUGCCGAGGCCGAGAAGGCUGCCUUCGCCAAGCGCCGAUAA
This is a messenger RNA of Ustilago hordei, 300 nucleotides long. Its product is annotated as putative NHP6B - nonhistone chromosomal protein. NCBI's taxonomy places the organism in Eukaryota, Fungi, Basidiomycota, Ustilaginomycetes, Ustilaginales, Ustilaginaceae. The record is from RefSeq and is a predicted model, not a curated record. The transcript has a single exon. Bases 1 to 300 code for a protein of 99 amino acids.